Messenger RNA from Yamadazyma tenuis ATCC 10573, 2063 nucleotides. It is a transcript of the gene AUR1, whose product is annotated as inositol phosphorylceramide synthase. NCBI's taxonomy places the organism in Eukaryota, Fungi, Ascomycota, Pichiomycetes, Serinales, Debaryomycetaceae. The record is from RefSeq and is a predicted model, not a curated record. Gene Ontology annotation, molecular function: inositol phosphoceramide synthase activity. Gene Ontology annotation, cellular component: inositol phosphoceramide synthase complex. Gene Ontology annotation, biological process: sphingolipid biosynthetic process; inositol phosphoceramide metabolic process.
ACCAUCACAACUUUCACAUCAUCCUUAUUUUUACAGGCAUUUUGAAUCAAGCGAUACAUCAUCAACAAACGACCCACAAACACUUCCAGCGUCGGUAAUAACAUCCCACCGCUGCAAUUGUCUUUGUUUCAUCACCAAAUAGUACCUGUGUUUUCCGUCGCCUCAAACCUCAUAUUUACUGAUCCCAUUGCCGCCAUUUGAAAAUGUCUCUACUAAGGUCAAAAAUCGUCCAGAAACCGUAUCAGUUGUUUCACUACUACUUUCUUUCCGAACAGGCCCCCGAUUCGUCGCUCGCCAACUUGCUGUUCGAAACCGACAUCCUGAUUACCAUCAACAAAUUCAAAAAUCACCGCUGGAAACGCAAUGAGAUAGCUCACUACGGGUUCUUGUCAUCGGUGAUUUUGUUUGUGUUCUUCAUCUUCCCGGCCUCUUUCCUAAUAAAGUUGCCCAUCUUGCUGGUAUUUGGAUUGUGUUUUCUUGUGCCAUUAACCAGCCAGUUUUUUCUUCACGCUCUUCCGGUGUUCAGCUGGUUGGCGUUGUUCUUCACCUGCGGUAAGAUCCCCGAGGAAUGGAAACCGGCCAUUCUGGUGAAGUUCUUGCCGGCCAUGGAAACCAUUUUGUACGGAGACAACUUGUCCAAUGUGUUGGCCACCAUCACCACUCCCACCUUGGACAUCUUGGCAUGGCUUCCGUAUGGCUUGGUGCACUUUGUUUUCCCGUUUGUGGUGGCGGCCCUUAUCUUUGUAUUUGGUCCUCCCACCGCGUUAAACUCGUUUGGGUUUGCUUUUGGCUACUUAAACUUGGUGGGAGUGUUGAUUCAAAUCUGCUUGCCGGCCGCUGCUCCAUGGUAUAAAAACUUGUACGGGUUGCAGCCUGCCAACUAUUCGAUGAGUGGUUCCCCUGGUGGUUUGGGCAGAAUCGACGACAUUUUGGGUUUCGACAUGUACACCACUGCGUUUUCCAACUCUCCGAUGAUUUUUGGAGCAUUUCCCUCGUUGCACUCGGCCUGUGCCAUUAUGGACGUGUUGUUCUUAUCGUGGUUGUUCCCUUCAUUGACGGUGGCCUGGUGGGGUUAUGGCUGCUGGCUUUGGUGGUCCACCAUGUACUUGACUCAUCACUACUUUUUUGACUUGACCAGUGGGGCCUUGUUAUCCAUCUCCGUGUUCACCUACACCAAGUAUGUCCACUUGCCGGUGAUGGACAGGACCAAGUUCUGUCGGUGGAGCUAUACCGAGAUCCCCAAGGUCAACAUCAACCAGAUGAACCCGUUAACCUUCAACUUCAACAAUGACUACGUGUACAAUGACCUUGAAAAUCAACAACCAGACAUUCUUUUGAGUAACCCCUACCAGCAGUCAUCAUCAUCAUCAUCGGGGCAACCCCAGUCCAGUUUGGGGAUUGAGUUGGAAAACUAUUCAAGAUCCAGGCAAAGCUCCAAGGUUUUUUUACCCCAGGCCAGUGGCUUGCCCACCAUUGAGGAUGAAGAAACCUCGUCAUUUGACAACUCGGCCACCACGUCGGUAUUUGACGAGGUCGAACAACUUAGCACUAUUCACUUCAACACAUCGUUAGAAGAUUAUGAUAAGAGAAAACCCAAGAAACACUAGAGAGUUUAAUGAUAACGAUACUUAAUAAUUAAUAGCUAAUACAUGUCAAGAGAACAAUAUGACGCCGUCCUUUGUCUAUUUUUAUUUACAUAUAUACAUGGUUCUCAUCACGACAGAAACGUAGGACCUGGAUUCAAGUUUCUAUGGGUAUUUCUCUUGAUGAUGCUGGCUCUCAAAACCCUAGGAUCCUUUCUAAGGGUCCUCAACAACUCCUGCUGCACGGUGGAGCUCACGUCAAAUCCCAUAAGAAAGUGGUAGCCUUCAAAAUGUCUCUCUUGGUUCUUACUGAUGAUCUUGGGUAAGAACUUGGGACCCAUACUGGUGAUGUCUCUGAUGACACCUCUGUUGUUCAAAAUCAACUUCCCCACGGUGGAAGCAAUUUUCAUCGCCUCCUUAUGUUUGUUGAUCCCGUCGGUGAUUCUGGCCACCGCCAUAAGCUCAUAAUACAUGGUGAUA